This is a messenger RNA of Geodia barretti, 1404 nucleotides long. The record is from the annotation of a GenBank genome assembly. NCBI's taxonomy places the organism in Eukaryota, Metazoa, Porifera, Demospongiae, Tetractinellida, Geodiidae.
AUGUCCGAAUCCAUCCAUCGUGACUUGUUCUGUUCAUUCUGUCAACAGGACAGUACACAAGUCCGACGACUUCUUCAAGGCAGAGAAGCAAAUAUUUGCGUUGAAUGUAUUGUCCGGUUGUCAGCGUCCAUUGUAGAGAGUGCCGCCUGCUCAUUUUGUAGACGCGAUAACAACCAAGUCGAAAGGCUUUUUAAUGGACUUGACGCAAAUAUCUGUGAGAAGUGUCUUGCUGAGUGUAUUGUUGUUUGUAAUGACAUUCUCACUCGUGAACCGGAUGGUAGCCUUGACUUUUCUAUGGAGGAUUUUAAAAGUAGUGAUUCGAGCGAACAGGAAGGAUCUGCCGAAGAAAUUAAAGCAAAACUUGAUGAAUAUGUAGUUGGUCAGGAAGAUGCCAAAAAGACGUUAUCUGUUGCCGUUUACACGCAUUACAAACGCUUACAUCAUGGAAACACGACGGAUGAGAUUGAAUUAGACAAGAGCAACAUUUUACUUGUUGGUCCAACAGGCACGGGGAAAACGCUCCUCGCGCAAACCCUUGCUAAAGUGUUAGACGUGCCAUUCGCUAUUACCGAUGCAACAACGUUGACUGAAGCUGGCUACGUGGGUGAAGAUGUCGAAAAUAUCAUCUUGAAGCUGGUCCAAGCCGCAGAUGGUGAUGUCGCACGUGCCGAAACAGGCAUUAUUUAUAUUGAUGAAAUUGAUAAGAUUACACGAAAAUCUGAAAACCCGUCAAUUACCCGUGAUGUCUCCGGUGAAGGUGUUCAGCAGGCAUUGCUUAAGAUCCUUGAAGGAACAACAGCAAAUGUUCCACCGCGCGGCGGCAGAAAGCACCCACAUCAAGAGAUGAUUGAGGUGAAUACCAAAAAAGUGUUGUUCAUUUGUGGUGGAACCUUUAUCGGGUUAGAAAAUGCAAUUAAAGACAGGCUUGGAAAGCAGAGUAUUGGCUUCGGUUCGCCUAUCCAAUCCAAAAACAAAACAAAGAUUCAUGAAAUCCUCGCACAGGUAACACCGAAAGAUAUUAUUAAAUACGGUUUUAUACCGGAACUGAUAGGGCGACUUCCCGUUGUCACAACCCUUCAUGAGUUGGAUGCGCCAGCUCUCGUUAGCAUUCUCACUGAACCUAAGAAUGCUUUGGUGAAACAAUAUCAGUAUCUUUUGGCUUAUGAAGGUGUGCAAUUCCAUGUGACUGAUGAGGCGUUAACCGCCAUUGCUGAUGAGGUGAUUGAACGUGAAACCGGGGCGCGUGGGUUAAGGGCUGUUCUUGAAAGAAUUAUGCUUGAUACGCUUUAUCGUCUUCCUUCGCUUGACGAUGUUGAAGCGUGCCAUGUUACCGAAGACACCGUGCGUAAGAAUGAACCUCCGCAACUCGUUUAUAGGAAAUCCGAAGCACUUAAAACUGCUUAG